AUGACCUCGGAUCGUGAUGUGAGCGAACCGUCCGACCAACCACCUGACAAGGUUAAGAUCGAAAACAUGACAGACCCGGAUCCAUCUUCGAGUGUGCCGAUGCGCAAGCGGACCGUGACCGCUUGUGACCAGUGUCGACGACGGAAGACCAAAUGUGACGGAGCGCAUCCAUGCGCGACUUGCAGCAGCAUCGGGUGCCGUCAACAGAUCCGCAAACUUCGUGCAUAUGGCUCGCUGACGACUUCCCUUAGCCUCGAUUGCUCGUAUGGCACCCGCAUCAAACAAGCUCGCGGGCCCAAAUAUGUCGGCUAUCUCGAACAGAAAGUCUCGCAGCUGGAGACGCAGAUGAAGGAGGUCUUCUCCGGCGACCUGCGUGGCAAUGAUGACGACGACAGCGUGGUCGGCAUGCAUCAUUCACCGACUUCGACAUUCGGAAAAUCUUCAAGGUCUGCUAUCGACGAUCCGUGCUGCGAAAUCCCUCCCAAUCGUGCGCGUGAAACGAUUGCGUCGGUCGAAUGGGGACCUGACAAAGAUCAGAUACAGAAGGCCGGGCGAAGGAUCUUCGUCGAAACGAUCCGUUGGCCACACAAUAGACCCAACGCCUCCACACGUAUGUCAUAUGGAAGUCCUUGUGGCUUGGAAAUUCUUCGUCGACUUCGCGCCUUGUGCAGUGAUUAUGUUGAUAUCGCAAGUCAUCAGGAGGACCCAAAUAUCAACAGUUUGAUCAACUCGCUGGACUUCUCCUUCUCUAUCCAGAGGUCUUCUGCACAGCUCGGAGCGGGAGUCGAUCUGCCUCCUGAAGCGGAGGUCGUUUACCUGGUCGACGUGGCGUUCCGCGAAGCUUUCAUUCUCUGGCCGUUCCUCGAACGCGGAUACAUCGAUGCCAUCAUAACCUACCUGUUUCGUGGUCGUGAGCUUCUCCAGGACGAUAUGACCAAUCGUGACAACCUCGCAUUGCUGCAAGCCGUCCUGGCUUUAGGACAGCGUCAUGAUUCAAGAAGUCUUAUCAACAGGGAUGAGGGCACUUGGGUAGGCAGGAACAGACAUGUUCCGGGUAGUGCAAAAUUCUUUAUCGCGGCGUCACAGGUCGUGGACACCACGAAUUGCUCGAGAAAUCUCGUCGCCGUCCAGACCAUGCUUUGUUUCGCCAUCUAUACGCAGUCCAUAAAUGCUGCGACUUUGUGCAAUUCUUUCACCAAUGCGGCCACUGGAGCUGUUCUGAGGAUGGGCCUCCACGAGUUGCCCUCGGGCUUGCCAUACGGAGAGCGUGCCUUGGGCGUGCGCAUCUGGACAGCCGCCCGCGUCUUCGACACAUAUGCGAAUUCCGCACUAGGGAUGCCGAGUCAGAUAUGCUUACGGCCGCGAUUCGAGGAUCAUCUCGACAGAUACCCGGCAUUGACUGAUCCGCGCUCUAACACCGCACUGGUCGCGAGUGAUGCUCACUCCAAACUGAUGGACAUUCUCGGCAUGAUUGUUGAAUUGUGUUAUUACAACAACGAACACGCGACCAAGCGUGAUGGAGGCUACAGUGUCCAAUAUCUUCUGCUCAGAAGUGUUGAGAUGAAGUUCAACGAAUGGGCCAAGCAGUACUCUUCUGGCAAUAAUCUUCCGUUGCAGAACUUGAGCCGGCCACAAUUAAUGCUUGAGCUCUCUUACGAAUAUGCUCGCCUUCUCCUCUUUAGCCCUUUCUCCUACAGUGCCGCUGAGCAGCCCCCGGAGGACGAUGCUUCCAAAGCUUAUGGAUUCGCGACUCAGGCCAUUACCUGUUCCAGCCGCCUGGUCUGGGUGAUCGAGGCAUUGGAGAAUCAAGGCAAUCUCAACCCAUCACAUCCUCAUAUUGUUCACGCUCUUGCCUACGCGUGCGUGGUACUGCUGCACGCAGAACUCAGCAGCAGCACCAAGUACACCGACGAUCCGGACUGGGGAGACUUCCGAGACGCCAGCACAAGUGCGCAUCGUCUCUUGGCCAAUCUGGCUCAGAGUAGCGAUGCUGCGGCAGGCUGUUUGAUAUCGCUGACGCCAUUAUACAAUUCCCCUCGGACAUCUCAACAGCUCACUCGCGGUGCGGAAUUCGACAUGGGCGUGAACGCCGCAGACGCCGAGAUGUUCUCCCUCCCGGCGUUCGUUCCGACCAGCGAGGCACUUCCCGAUGGCCACUCCCUCAGUGGGCCGAGCCUUCAGCAGUCACAGCAGCAGCAACGUCAGCAAAGGCCGGCUAGCACGGCGGAAAGCAUGUGGAUGAUAUCGUUACCUCCUGCGCAUCAUUAUUCGAACUUCAACUUCCACGACCCUGCGACAUGA
Molecule: messenger RNA, 2301 nt
Organism: Dissoconium aciculare CBS 342.82
Lineage: Eukaryota; Fungi; Ascomycota; Dothideomycetes; Mycosphaerellales; Dissoconiaceae
Exons: 5
Coding region: 1-2301 (766 amino acids)
Biological process (GO): DNA-templated transcription; positive regulation of transcription by RNA polymerase II
Cellular component (GO): nucleus
Molecular function (GO): sequence-specific DNA binding; DNA-binding transcription factor activity, RNA polymerase II-specific; zinc ion binding
Source: RefSeq, a predicted model, not a curated record